ACCGCAACCUGAAGUUUACCAGCUGUCUGUGCUGAAAUACCCUUCACUUCUUCCAUUUCGAGAGCAUCUGAUCAUUAUCUUAUUACUUAGUUCUAACGCGUUCAACCUUUCUUGAUCUGCUCUUAUUACCAUUUUCGAUUGCUAGCCUGUCAAUGUCAAAUUCACUGCCGUCCAUCGUGACCGACUUGGCCUCCACCGCGAUUGCACCGAUUGAGCUAGUAUUUCUCGGAACGGGCACUUCCUCCAGCCUACCUCAUCUUGAUUGUCUUACUGCACCACCAGACAGGGAGCCAUGUUCGACGUGCUUGUCCACACUGACGCCCGAAGGAAAGAAGAACAUUCGACGGAACACUUCUGCUGCACUACGCGUCCAAGGGAAGGAUGGAAACACAACAACCAUAGUUAUAGACGUGGGCAAAAAUUUUCAGGCUGCUGCUGUGGAAUGGUUCCCGAAAUACAACUUACGUCGGAUAGAUGCUGUGAUCAUCACACACGCUCAUGCUGAUGCAAUGAAUGGCCUAGAUGACCUCCGGGGUUGGACAUUAGGAGGUGCCAUUCAAUCCCACAUCGACGUGUAUGUUUCUCUGCCCACCUUUCGAGAAGUACAAAGAGCCUUUCCUUACCUGGUUUCCAAAGAAUUUGCGUCGGGUGGCGGUGAUGUACCCGAAUUUGCGUGGCAUAUCAUAGAUGACAAGGUCCCUUUUGAGAUCAACGGCAUCCGGAUAACACCUUUUACAGUACAUCAUGGUCGUCUAUUCACGACUACGACUACGGCUCCACCUGCUUUUACCCCAACGCCUUACACUACUCAGCCAUCUACUCCCUCAGCUUCAGGGAUAUCGACUCCUGUACGGCAGUCGCUGGAUCACGGACUGGGACUAAAGCUACACGGUGCUGGUCCAGGACAGAUUCACCCCUAUUUCUGCUUCGGUUUCAUCAUUCAAGAUUCUAUGAUUUACCUUUCUGACGUGUCACAUAUACCCGAAGACACUUGGAAGGUCCUCAAACCCGAAGGAAAGGACCCACCGCAAGUGCUAGUGAUAGAUUGCCUACGCCUGAACGGACAUACCUCUCACAUGGGCUUGCAGGACAGUCUCGCAGCUAUACGUCGUUUGGGUGCAAAGCGGAAUUAUUGGACUGGUUUUGGUCACGAGGUAGCACAUGACGAAUAUGUUACGAUAGGCAAGGCAACAGAAGGCAGUCAUCCGAUCGAUAUGUCAAAUAUGACUGAAACUGAGAAACGAGGCGUGGAGCUAAUUGAAGAAGGGAAGGAGGUCUGGGUUCGACCUGCUCACGAUGGGCUGAGGGUUUUUGUUUCUUCUGAUGGUGUUAUCAGAGAUGAGACUUAUGAUUAACCUGUGGGUUGGCUUAUCCACUUCUUUCUCAUGACACAACAGAAUACUGAUGGUGCCCCUUCUGCAGAGCCAUAAGCAGUAAUAGAACAAGUUCCUUAGUGAACAAACAAGUUGCACACUUGCCAUCUAGACAGAUCUAUAGGGUGCUUGGUACUAGAUUAGAGACUUGGACUGUAUUAUGGUCACACUCGGAAUCAGUACUGC
This is a messenger RNA of Serpula lacrymans var. lacrymans S7.9, 1559 nucleotides long. RefSeq lists its product as uncharacterized. Lineage: Eukaryota; Fungi; Basidiomycota; Agaricomycetes; Boletales; Serpulaceae. The coding region runs from base 153 to 1355 and encodes 400 amino acids. The record is from RefSeq and is a predicted model, not a curated record. The transcript has 7 exons.